UAACAAAUCAUAUCAUGAGAAGUGUGGUAUGAAGGAGGAAUCUUCGUAGUUCAUAGUUCAUUCUCUCUGAUUGUUUCUCACGCGUUCUAAAGUCAAAGUCAUCGCCUUCCCCUUGCAACCUCCCCCAAUUUUAUUUUUUCCUUUAUAUCCCGCUCCCUUUUUUCCCUUCAAAUGCGUACUCUCUCUUAACUUUAACAUUUUAUUACAAUUUAUUUACAAUCUCCUUUUUUUUUUUUUUUUUUUCCUUCACUUUCUCGAGAGAAAAAAAAAUCCCAUGGCCGGAGGUGGCGCCGGAAGGUCCUUGGAAGAGACGCCGACCUGGGCCGUCGCCGCCGUGUGCUUUGUUUUGGUUUUGAUUUCUAUUAUCAUCGAACACAUUCUCCAUCUCAUCGGAAAGUGGCUAAAGAAGAAGCACAAACGAGCUCUUUACGAAGCUCUGGAGAAGAUCAAAUCAGAGUUGAUGCUGUUGGGAUUCAUAUCGCUGCUACUGACGGUGGGACAAAGCCUAAUCACAAAUGUUUGUAUACCACCGGACGUCGCUGCCACGUGGCAUCCAUGUAGUCCUCAAAGAGAGGAGGAAUUAACAAAACAAGAUGACCUUGUCGAUUCCGACCAUAAUCGCCGGAAACUUCUCGCCGUCUCGCAUCUCAAUGUCACUUUCCGCCGUUCCCUCGCCGCUGCCGGUGGAACCGACAAAUGUGCUGCCAAGGGUAAAGUUCCGUUCGUAUCAGAAGGAGGUAUUCAUCAACUACAUAUAUUCAUCUUCGUGUUGGCUGUUUUCCAUGUUUUGUACUGCGUCUUAACUUUAGCUUUGGGCAAUGCCAAGAUGAGAAGUUGGAAGUCGUGGGAAAAAGAGACGAGAACCGUAGAGUACCAAUUUUCUCAUGAUCCAGAACGAUUUCGAUUCGCGAGAGACACGUCAUUUGGGAGAAGGCAUUUGAGCUUUUGGACCAAAUCCCCUUUUCUCAUAUGGAUUGUUUGUUUCUUCAGACAAUUCGUUAGGUCGGUUCCUAAGGUUGAUUACUUGACCUUGAGACAUGGUUUCGUCAUGGCUCAUCUGGCACCGCACAGCGAUCAGAAAUUUGACUUUCAAAAAUAUAUAAAACGUUCUCUUGAAGAAGAUUUCAAGGUGGUCGUCAGUAUCAGCCCUCCGAUAUGGUUCUUCGCUGUCCUCUUCCUACUUUUCAACACCCACGGGUGGAGGGCUUAUCUAUGGCUGCCAUUUGUGCCAUUAAUUAUAGUGUUGUUGGUGGGGACUAAAUUGCAAGUUAUAAUUACGAAAAUGGCUCUGAGGAUACAAGAAAGAGGGGAAGUCGUGAAGGGAGUGCCAGUGGUGGAGCCAGGGGAUGACCUUUUUUGGUUCAAUAGGCCUCGUCUUAUUCUUUACCUUAUCAAUUUUGUGCUCUUUCAGAAUGCUUUUCAGCUUGCUUUCUUUGCCUGGACUUGGAAAGAAUUUGGAAUGAAGUCUUGUUUCCAUGAGCACACGGAAGAUUUGGUGAUCAGAAUAACAAUGGGAGUCCUGGUUCAAAUCCUUUGCAGUUACGUCACAUUGCCUCUCUACGCCUAGUCACACAGAUGGGUUCGACGAUGAAGCCAACGAUUUUCAACGAAAGAGUAGCGACGGCGUUAAGAAACUGGCACCACACCGCUCGCAAACACAUCAAACAAAAUCGGGGCUCCCUAACGCCGAUGUCCAGCCGCCCUGCCACCCCCUCCCACCACCUGUCGCCGGUCCACCUCCUCCGCCACUACCGGAGCGAAUUGGACAGCGUCCAUACCUCUCCUAGAAGAUCCAAUUUCGAUACCGACCACUGGGACCCAGAUUCCCCCUCCCCUUCCCACAUAUUUCCACCGUCGCCCCCAACCCGCCGACGCCUCCAAUUCCUACCACCACCGCGACGUGGAGGCCGGCGAUGUCGAUGCCGACAACGAUUCACCUCGACCCGACCCGACGACGACCCAGUCAACGGAUCCAGAUCUUC
Molecule: messenger RNA, 1982 nt
Organism: Benincasa hispida (wax gourd)
Lineage: Eukaryota; Viridiplantae; Streptophyta; Magnoliopsida; Cucurbitales; Cucurbitaceae
Product: MLO-like protein 6
Biological process (GO): defense response
Cellular component (GO): membrane
Source: RefSeq, a predicted model, not a curated record